AUGUACAUACACACAGGCACAUACAGACACAUACACACAAAUACACACAUGUACAUGCACACACACAGGCACAUGUACAUACAUGCAGACACAUGUACAGAUACACACAUGUACAUACACACACGUACACCCCCCCUUCCCCCCUAAAAAGUUGCAGUACUUCGUUGUUCACUCACAGAGCCGGGUACUGCACUCUAGGGGGAGGCAGAGAGCACAGCACACACUCCUUCCUUUGCUUUCACUGCACUCAGCCAUUGAGCAGUCUGACGGCUCCCAGUGCCAAUAACAGAUCCGGCCUGAGCUCCGAGCCUGCUCAGCAAGACGGCCCUGGGGGACACACUUGCCCCCACCAUAAUUUCCACUCGCCAUUGGCGAGCAGGUGAGUGGAAAUUUCAAGCCCUG
Staurois parvus is the source of this 402-nucleotide messenger RNA. Lineage: Eukaryota; Metazoa; Chordata; Amphibia; Anura; Ranidae. The record is from the annotation of a GenBank genome assembly.